GCUGUGGCCAAGGGCUUUGGUUUUAGAUGUCAUCGCCAUCCCAUUAGGUCUUGCAUUGCAACACAAAGCAAUCCCAUUUCGCGACUUACUUUUCCUCCACCACCACAAAUCAAACCCAUAUUAACCUCACUAUCGACACGAUUGAUAACAUGACUGACGCGAGCAAUCUCGCCGCUAAGAUGGACGUAGACGAGGCCGCUAUCGAUGAGGGCUUGUACUCUCGUCAACUAUAUGUUCUCGGACACGAAGGCAAGGCUCUAAUAUUCUUUAUGAUAAUUCUUUGUCUAAUAUUCAGCAUAGCGAUGAAAAAGAUGGCAACUUCUAACGUCCUCGUUGUUGGGCUCCAAGGAUUGGGAGCUGAAAUAGCGAAGAACAUAUGUUUGGCUGGCGUCAAGUCAGUGACUUUGUAUGAUCCUGAACCGGUCACUGUUCAGGAUCUUGGAACGCAGUUCUUUUUGCGUCAAGAAGAUAUCGGGCAAUCUCGAGCAGAGGCUACACUUCCUCGAUUGGCAGAGCUCAAUGCGUACGUCCCUGUGCGAAAUCUUGAAGGCAAGUCUGGAGAGGAAAUUACGCUGGAUAUUGUCCAAGCUUUCCAAGCUGUUGUAUUGUGUGGUGUUUCUUACGCCAAACAGCUCGAAAUUAAUGACUGGACGCACCAGAAUGGAGUGUUCUUCGUUUCUGCAGAAACUCGUGGCCUUUUUGGCUCUGUUUUCAAUGACUUCGGUCCAAAGUUCACUUGCGUUGACCCUACAGGAGAGCAACCUCUCUCUGGGAUGAUCGUAUCUGUGGAGAAGGAUAAGGAGGGACUGGUCACAUGUCUCGAUGAGACUCGCCAUGGGCUUGAAGAUGGUGAUUUUGUUACUUUCAGUGAAGUGCAAGGCAUGGAAGAAUUAAAUGGCUGCAAGCCUCGAAAGAUAUCCGUAAAGGGGCCAUACACGUUUACCAUUGGCGAUACCUCUGACCUUGGCGAAUACAUCCGAGGCGGAAUAUUUACACAAGUGAAGAUGCCAAAAAUCAUUGAAUUUAAAUCACUUCGGGAGUCAAUUCAAUCACCAGAAUUGUUUAUCACAGACUUUGCCAAGUUCGAACGACCUUCCUCGCUACAUGCUGGCUUCCAAGCGUUGUCCGAGUUUAGAGCCCAAUACAAACGUCUUCCUCGCCCGCGAAACGCAGAAGAUGCAACUCAGAUCGUCGCGCUCGCCAAAAAGCUGGAUGCAGAAAUAGAUGAGAAAGUUAUCACUGAGCUGUCGUAUCAAGCCUCUGGUGAUUUGUCCCCAAUAGUUGCCGUCAUUGGUGGCUUUGUCGCACAAGAAGUCCUCAAGGCGUGCUCAGCUAAGUUCCAUCCUACGGUACAACACUUAUACUUUGAUUCAUUGGAAUCACUGCCUUCCGUGCUUCCGACCGAACAAGACUGUCAGCCGGUUGAAAGUAGGUAUGAUGGACAAAUCGCCGUCUUUGGUAAAGCAUUCCAGGACAAAAUUGCGAAUCAUCGACAAUUCCUCGUUGGGUCCGGAGCUAUUGGAUGUGAGAUGCUAAAGAACUGGAGUAUGCUUGGUCUUGCAUCAGGUCCUCAAGGAAUCAUCCAUGUCACCGAUCUUGAUACCAUCGAGAAAAGUAACUUGAAUCGGCAAUUCUUAUUCCGUCCCAAGGACCUUGGGAAGUUCAAGGCUGAAGUAGCGGCAGUUGCGGUUGCAGAAAUGAACCCAGACCUGAAAGGCAAGAUAGUGAGCAAACAAGAACCAGUUGGUCAAGCAACUGAAAAUGUCUACGACGAGGAAUUCUUUGCCGGGAUUGAUGGUGUCACGAAUGCGUUGGAUAAUGUAGCUGCUCGCUUAUAUAUGGAUCAACGAUGCAUUCUGUAUGAAAAACCUUUAUUGGAAUCGGGGACAUUGGGAACAAAGGGCAAUACCCAAGUGAUCAUACCCCAUCUUACAGAAUCAUACGCCUCCUCACAAGACCCUCCAGAGAAACAAACACCAUCAUGUACAGUGAAAAAUUUCCCCAAUGCUAUUCAACACACUAUCGAAUGGAGUCGGCAAGAAUUUACCAACAUGUUUGUUCGACCAGCUGAGUCUGUGAACCAAUACCUUUCGGAGCCAAAUUUCUUGGAGACUACCCUCAAGUACUCCGGUCAACAAAAGGAACAGAUUGAGCAAAUAGUGUCAUACCUCGUUACGAACAAGCCCUUGACAUUUGAGGAAUGCAUUGUUUGGGCCCGUCUACAGUUUGAGGAGAAGUACAACAACGCUAUCAGGCAACUAUUAUAUAGCUUGCCAAAAGAUGCCGUCACAAGUACUGGUCAACCCUUCUGGAGUGGUCCUAAGAGAGCACCUGAUCCGCUUGUUUUCAACUCUAACGACCCUGUUCACCUUCAGUUCAUUAUCGCAGGGGCCAAUCUUCAUGCAUUCAACUAUGGCUUGCGUGGUGAAACGGAUCCUGCGAUCUUCCGGAAGCUCGCAGAUUCUGUCAUUGUACCCGAGUUCACCCCCAGGAGUGGUGUGAGUGUACAGAUUAAUGACAAUGACCCAGUGGCUCAAUCUGGUGGUGGUGGUGAUCCUGAUGAUGUUUUGGAGCUUACCAAGAAACUUCCAUCUCCCUCGUCUUUGGCUGGCUAUCGUCUUUCUCCUGUAGAGUUCGAGAAAGAUGACGACACCAAUCACCAUAUCGACUUCAUCACUGCAGCUUCCAACCUUCGCGCCAUGAAUUAUAAUAUUCCAAUUGCGGACCGACACACGACUAAGCAAAUUGCAGGCAAGAUCAUUCCAGCCAUUGCCACUACAACAGCUCUCGUUACUGGCCUGGUUUGCUUGGAACUUUACAAAAUCAUAGAUGGCAAGAAUAAACUAGAGGACUAUAAGAAUGGUUUCGUAAACUUAGCCUUACCGUUCUUUGGCUUCUCUGAGCCUAUCGCUUCUCAAAAGAACAAGUAUGGCGAGACAGAAUGGACCCUUUGGGAUAGAUUCGAGUUCAAGAAUGACCCAACACUGAAGGAGUUUAUAUCAUGGUUCAGAACGACCCACAAUCUCGAUGUUGGCAUGGUGAGCCAAGGUGUUAGCAUGCUUUGGAGCUCUUUCAUUGGAAAGAAGAAGAGCGAUGAGAGAUUGCCCAUGAAAUUCAGCAAGCUUGUCGAACACGUCAGCAAGAAGGCCAUACCUCCACACACCAAACACCUUCUGGUGGAGGUUAUGGUAUCGGAUGAAGAAGGAGAAGACGUUGAGGUUCCUUUCAUUGUUGUGAAAAUCUGAGAGAUGUUGGAAGAAGUUUGUCUGAAAUGUAUACGCAAUAAAUUAGAUGCACUGUAACAAUGUUUCGAAAUACGGUAAUGUCAUGUACUCUGUAUGUUGCAAGGAGUCGAAAGCCAACAAGCCCGUAGACUGAUCCGUAUCCU
This is a messenger RNA of Serpula lacrymans var. lacrymans S7.9, 3388 nucleotides long. RefSeq lists its product as uncharacterized. NCBI's taxonomy places the organism in Eukaryota, Fungi, Basidiomycota, Agaricomycetes, Boletales, Serpulaceae. The coding region runs from base 150 to 3245 and encodes 1031 amino acids. Gene Ontology annotation, biological process: protein ubiquitination; DNA damage response; ubiquitin-dependent protein catabolic process. The record is from RefSeq and is a predicted model, not a curated record. The transcript has 16 exons. Gene Ontology annotation, molecular function: ubiquitin activating enzyme activity. Gene Ontology annotation, cellular component: cytoplasm; nucleus.